Messenger RNA from Planococcus citri (citrus mealybug), 3270 nucleotides. RefSeq names its product glucose dehydrogenase [FAD, quinone]-like. Bases 723 to 2705 code for a protein of 660 amino acids. The transcript is spliced from 2 exons. Gene Ontology annotation, molecular function: flavin adenine dinucleotide binding; oxidoreductase activity, acting on CH-OH group of donors. Lineage: Eukaryota; Metazoa; Arthropoda; Insecta; Hemiptera; Pseudococcidae. The record is from RefSeq and is a predicted model, not a curated record.
AAUACGCAGAACCACAUCGAUGGUCGGCAAAGAUGCGGAGACGAUCGAACGCAUAUCCCAAAAGGUAAACAGGAUGACCGGUUUUUAUCACUAACGCAUUCGGUAUCAAGCUCGAAUAAGUCAGUUGAUCGUUGAAUUUCCUCCAUUGUGUAGUUCGGUCGACAACCACAAGCUGGUUAGCGAAAAGUUGAAAAAAAUUUAAUUAACGUGUUUCAAAAUAAUUUAUAAAUUUUUUCAAGUUUCAAUUUGAAAAAGCUCGCAAGAAGUAGAGAUCGCGAAAUCUUUAUCAUUGGAAUAAAAGUAAGCGGAUCAAUCGCGUACAUUAUUCAUUCAAUUUGCGUGAAAAUUAAAUCAAAAUUAAGCGAACAUCAAUACUGGAGACAACUUCCUGGUACGUUGAUUUUCCGUUGAAGAGAGUUUCCAAUAAAAAUGUCAAAUAAUGAUUAAGCCAACGGUGAAUCUAAAAACGAGAAAAAGCAAUACGCAACUUGUUUCCUUGCCGAACCAGAAGAUGUACCUGCGUGAACAGUUGCAGUUGAUCUAGCAAAGGUGCAAGGAGAAACGCGAAAUAGACACAAUACUCAGAUUGUAGACCAACAUAACCUUGUGCUGACAAACCUUGAAUAUCUGGAAAGUGAACAAUAUCUUAAUCGUCGUCUGGAUUGGUUCGACUCAUCUGUCAACAGGUUAUCAGAUGACAGAGAAAUCGUAACUCUCGCAAGAUGACUCCAUUCAACAGAAACACAACGUUAGCCGUGGUUUUCAUCGCCUUGGUCUUUAAAUGCGCGCAUUCUUUCCUACUGCUACCUCUGCUAGGAGCGUCGUUAUACCAGGCGUAUCUCGAACAAGGCAUAAACUUUCGCGAAAACAUAUUCUUAGGCGAUAAACCAAUUUUAGAAGAAUACGAUUUCAUUGUAGUAGGUGCAGGACCCGGAGGCGCCGUAGUGGCAAACCGGCUGAGCGAAGUCGGUCAUUGGAAAAUUCUUUUACUGGAAGCCGGCGAAGAUGAACAUAUCUACACCGAUAUUCCGGCUAUCGCAGCUCAUUGGAGUUUUUCAAAUUUCAAUUGGGGAUACAAGGCAGAACGAACGGCAAACGCUUGUUUGGCGAUGGUUGACCAGCGUUGCCCUUGGCCUAGAGGUAAAGGAAUGGGCGGUAGUAGUAUUUUAAAUUACAUGAUAUACACACGUGGUCAUCGACAAGACUACGACGAUUACGCGGCGGCGGGUAAUCACGGAUGGGGCUACGACGAUGUUCUGCCGUAUUUCCUCAAGUCCGAGAACAACUCGAUACCAGAAUACGAAAACUCGACUUAUCAUUCGCACAACGGAUACUUGCACGUGGAAAGACCUCGGCAUAAGACCAUCUUGGUCGACGCAUUCCUCGAAGGAGGCAAAGAACUAGGAUAUGAAACCAUCGACUAUACAGAACCAACGCAGCACGGUUUCUCCAGAAUUCAAGCGACGACUCGAAAAGGACGCAGAUGUAGCGCCAGCAAAGCGUACUUAAAAUCCGUCAAAUUUCGUAGGAAUUUACACGUAUCCAUACAAAGUCGAGUAACCAAAAUUCUAAUUGAUCCUCAAACGAAAAACGCGUACGGCGUAGAAUUUGUUAAAAAACGAAGGAAACGAGUAGUAUUUGCCAGGAAAGAAGUCAUCUUAUCGGCCGGAUCGUUGAAUUCGCCUCAGUUACUAAUGCUUUCUGGAAUAGGACCUAAAGAACACUUGAAAGAAUUGAACAUACCGGUAAUUCAAGAUCUCAGGGUAGGUGAGAAUCUCAACGAACACUAUACCACCGUCGGCUUGUCGUUUUUAAUCAAUCAAACCGGAGCUGCGUUGCUAGAAAAGCGUCUAACUUUGAAAGUAUUUGCUGACUGGUUGAACAACGGAAGAAAUCUGCUAACUAUACCUGGUGGCGUUGAAGGAAUAGGAUAUACGCGAACGAAAUACGCUACAGAAUCGGGUCAGCGUCCAGACAUGGAAUUCAUAUUUGCGUCCGCUUCGUUAGCGUCGGAUCACGGCGACAUUAGACGAAGUUUCGGCGUCAGCGAUUGUUACUUCGAUCAAAUUCUGCGACAUUAUCAAAACAAAGACACGUGGACGAUUUUGCCAAUGUUACUUCAUCCACGAACCAGAGGUAAAAUUUUACUUCGCGAUAAGAAUCCUUGGCACGCGCCGAAAUUCUUUUACAACUACUUCGAAGACGAACAUGAUCUCAAAGUAAUGGUCGAAGGAGUCAAAGAGAUUAUCAAACUCAGCGAAACCAACGCAUUCCAAAGAAUCGGUACGAAACUAAAUCCUGCGCGUUUGCCACAAUGUUCGCAGCAUGCUUAUAAAUCUGACGAAUACUGGGGCUGUUUUAUACGAUACUUCACCGGAACACUGCAUCAUCAAUGCGGUACAUGCAAAAUGGGUCCUAGCACCGACAAAUCAGCAGUAGUCGAUCCCGAAUUACGAGUUUACGGUAUAAACAAUUUACGCGUCGUAGAUUCGUCAAUAUUUCCCAAAGUACCCGGCGCUCAUCUAUACGCGCCAACGCUGAUGGUCGGAGAAAAAGCAUCUGAUAUGAUAAGAAAACAUUGGUUAAAAAUAGAAGGCAUUAAUUAUACGACCACUCCUUUACCAACAGAUAGGUAUUAUAAAACUAGUACCGUUCCAUGUUUGAGCAUCAACAAUCAAACGUAUUACCUGAAUAAUAACACGUGAAACCCCAAACACUUCGCACCCUGUACAGUCCAUUACAAUGUAAUUAAUUUGUACAUAAUUCGUAUCAACCAAUUAUUUAUUUGCAAAAUAUACUUUUCUACUUUUUUUUUUACAUAAACGUGUUUUCAUCCCGGUAACUGUAUCAAUGAUUCACUCUCAGUUUCAAACGAGUCCGCCUAAUCUGACGAUAACGAAAGUGAAACACGAUACACAUCGUUUAUGAUGUAAAUCGUCGCAAGGAUUAUCGUGUCAUCCGUACAUCCAUCUUAUCUAUAUGUGUUUGAGACGCAGAUUCUUCGAGAAAUGCCGUCAACUUUAAUAUUUUUGAAUAAAAUGAUAUGAAACGUUUCGAAAUUUACCUGAUACAACAAGAGCUUGGUUCGGGCCGGUGGUAUAAAUGUUACCCAUAAUGAACGCGAUCGAAUUAAUACACUAUACACUAAAACAAUAUAAAAAUAAGAAAAUGAACACUUUUAAACGUGAAAAGAUCUCACAUCCACGUAAUACGAAUUACUAACAGAACGAAUAAUGAAUUUUUCAAAUAUUUUUAUGACCGGUUUCGAAA